AUGAAACUUCCGGGAAAGUCGGGAAACCAGACACCGGUGAGGGAGUUCGUCCUGGAAGGGCUGCCAAUGGCCGGACAGCUCCCGCUCCUCUUCCUCCUCCUCUUCCUCCUCAUCUACUUGCUCACCCUGCUGGGAAACCUCGUCAUCCUGGUUGUCAUCCUCUGUGACCCGCGCCUCCACACCCUGCCCAUGUACGUCUUCCUCGCCCACCUCUCUAUCCUGGAUAGCUGCCUCUCCUCUGUCACUGUCCCCAAGGUCCUGGCCGGCUUAGUGUCCCCAGGUGGCAGGACCAUCUCCUUUGCAGGCUGUGUGGUGCAGCUCUAUGCUUUCCAUUUCCUAGCCAGCACUGAGUGCUUCCUCUACACAGUGAUGGCUUAUGACCGCUACCAGGCCGUGUGCCACCCACUGCACUAUACCACCGUGAUGGGCCGGAGGGUAUGCAUGGGGCUGGCAGCUGGCACAUGGCUCACUGGCUGCAUUCACGGUGCCAUUCACACCUGCCUCACUUUCCGGCUGCCCUACUGCGGUCCCCACCAGAUCGAUUAUUUCUUCUGUGACAUCUCACCUGUGCUGAAGCUGGCCUGUGCUGACACAGCUGCAGAUCGAACUCUCAUCCUGGCCAACAUUGGCGCUGUGAUAGCUGCCUGCUUCUUGCUGAUCUGCAUCUCCUAUGCCUACAUCGUGGCUGCUGUCCUGAGGAUCCGCACGGCUGAGGGCAGGCGUCGGGCAUUUUCCACCUGCAGUGCCCACCUCACCUUGGUGAUCCUGUUCUACGGUUCCUCGGCAUUUAUAUACCUGCGUCCCUCUUCCAACCAGGCCUCUGAUGGCAUGGUGGCCAUGUUUUACACUGUGGUCACCCCCAUGCUGAACCCCUUCAUCUAUUCCCUGAGGAACAAGGAGAUGAUGAGGGCCCUGAGAAAACUGGCUUGCAGGUAG
Molecule: messenger RNA, 936 nt
Organism: Alligator mississippiensis (American alligator)
Lineage: Eukaryota; Metazoa; Chordata; Crocodylia; Alligatoridae
Product: olfactory receptor 10S1
Exons: 1
Coding region: 1-936 (311 amino acids)
Biological process (GO): G protein-coupled receptor signaling pathway
Cellular component (GO): membrane
Molecular function (GO): G protein-coupled receptor activity; olfactory receptor activity
Source: RefSeq, a predicted model, not a curated record